Liolophura sinensis is the source of this 3578-nucleotide messenger RNA. RefSeq names its product cobalamin trafficking protein CblD-like. The coding region runs from base 220 to 1089 and encodes 289 amino acids. Gene Ontology annotation, biological process: cobalamin metabolic process. The record is from RefSeq and is a predicted model, not a curated record. The transcript has 8 exons. Gene Ontology annotation, cellular component: mitochondrion. Lineage: Eukaryota; Metazoa; Mollusca; Polyplacophora; Chitonida; Chitonidae.
UCGAAUUGUGACCAGGAAAUUGUGUUAGUCAAAUCCAUUUACUUUAAAGAAACGAGUCUAGCUUACUUUGUCAAGUGAAAAUUCUGGCUCUUUGAAACAAAAUUUGAUGACCUUGUGGACAUUACGCGUUGAAUUUACGUGCUACAACAACAACAUUGUCGACGCGUGGUGUCUCGAGAUCAGUUUUUAUCUCGGGGGAACAGGCAAAUCCCUCCAAAGAUGUCAGGCACAUAUAAGGUGCUGUCUCAGAACAGGCGACUUGUGGCAUACCUCCCUUGCCUGCGGACAGCAAUUAAACAGACGCGGGUGUUUUCUUCCUUUAGAAGCCAUCAUCCCUCAGAGGGUCAGUUUAUAGAGGAUCCAACCAAUCGCAAUUCAGACCAGAACUUCAUUUGGCCAGAUUCCUCCUUGGGACCCUUGGCCACUAAGGACAAGCGCUUCCCCCUGCCAGGAUCUACGGGCAUAUCCCAGCAUUUACAGCCACCCAGUGCUCCUCUUGAAGAGCUACAGGUUGACCCCACGGAACUGAUCAAGGUUGACAGGGACGAGAGGCAGGCCUCCAUCCUUACAGAGUUUAACCUGGUGGCAGAGAUGGAGACUGCCCUAUCUGGCACUGGUCCCUGGGAAUGCGUUGCUCAGGACUGCCCACAGCUCCUACGUAAAGAUUUCCAGGAGCUUUUCCCGGGGCGUGAUCUCUCUAGAAGUCAGCUGACUGUGAUAACAAUAAGUCAUCGCACCAAGAAUGACAUGAGCAUGUGGAGUCCUGAAGUGGAGGCUGAACGAGAAGACCUUCUGAAGACGUUCAUGAAAGGAGGAGAAGAACUGUGCUCUGUGCUGAAAGAGAUGGGAUACUGGGCAGAUUUUGUGGAUCCUUCAUCAGGAAGACCUUAUUACGGAGAAUAUACCAAUGCUACCCUCUUUGAAACAGAUGAACGCUACCGUAGGUUAGGAUUUGAAAUUCAAGAUCUUGGCUGCUGCAAGGUCAUUUCCCAUCACCUGUGGGGCACUCACACAUUCCUGGGCUCUGUGUUCACAAAUUGCCCCACGGACGACCCGGUUUUAGAAGGACUGUUAAAGGAGCACAUGUGAUUUAGAUCUAGGAUUUAUGAAAGUUGUAUACGUGUCACUGUCAGACAUGGAAGAGACAAGAGCUUCAUAAAGAGAUUUGAUAAAAAGAUAUAGUGUGUACCUGCACACGCGCAUGUAAAGAAAAAAUAAACAAAAAAAAGACGAAAAAAAAAAAUUAUUCCGUGUCUACUUUCCUCCAGUGAAAGGAAAUUUUGGUUGCCACUACCCAUGUGCUAACUUGACCAGGUUAUUUGCAUAAAAGUUGUAUUCUACUCAAAUCGUAAAAUGUUUUUCUUUUUUUUUUGUGUUGAGUCAACUUGGUAAAUCUUAAUAAAACUUUGUUUAGAAAUUUAUAUGAACAGAAUGUAUCAUAGCGGUCAUAACAUUUUAUAACAUGAUAGGUGAUAUUGGCUUUAUUAUUUGCAUUUUUUUUUCAUAUGAAGAUUUCUUACUGGUACUUGUUAAGUGAUCUUGGUUCCAUACCUUUUUUAUGUUUUCAUUGCUAACAGAAGAGGAAAAUGUCAGCGCUGACAUUACUUUCAUCAGAAAACAAACUUGUUAUACGCGGUAUUUAGUAUUCCUUACACGGGCAUAUUCACAUAUAUGUCAGUCAAGCCAGAUAUUUUGUCUUAGUUUAUGAGGUACUAGCUAAGAGUGACUUGUUAAAAAUUUUGUUAACGCGAUGAAAGAUGACGGAUUAGUGAGUAGCUGUGUUAAGAUUUAAACACUUUAAAAUCUGUUUGUAUUUUGAGUUUAAAAUAAGUACUUGCAUUUGGGUUUCGAAUACGUACCUUAUAUGACCUAAAAUUACGCCCACAAAAGUGCAUUUUCAAAGGCAGAUAAAUCUCACAAAAUAUUAUUUUUGGUGCUGAAGCUGACAAUUUUCCGGUAGAAUAUCAUCCCAUAUUCCAAACAAACCUCAAAACACCUUUCUAAUAUCAACCAGAACUCUCAGAAUUAGGAAAAAUGGGCAAAUUAGUGAUGGACGACAUUUAUGGUCAUUUAAGGUAUUUGCUUUUUGGGAUUGAACCAACGUAUUUUUGUUUUGGGAUUAAACGGACUUCUUCUGUAAAAUAGUGGGAUGGAGACAAACUUAAAUAAUGUGAUGAAAAUUUGACUGUUGAGAAAAGUCAGAUUUGUUUUGAGUUCUUCAUGUUUAUCUUAGAUUUAAGCCAAACAAGUUUAGAUGUAUGACACGCCAUUGAUCUGACACAACCAGUCCACAUUCUACUAUUCGUAAUGGAUUGCAUAUGCAAGUGCUAUAUAUAGAUAUUCAAAUUCCGGUAUAUCUGCCUGUUUUUUUUAAUUGAAACGAAGUUAAGCGUAUAUAUGUCUUUUAUUUGAUACUCGUUUUUUUUUGGCCUGUGCCAAAUAGCGAUUUCUUUAAGAUUUUUUUCGGCUCAUCUCAUCCACUUUCAUUUUGCGAUGUAUCAGUUUGUGCAGAAAGCUUGGAGCGAGCCAAGCGACUUUAAAAAAGAAAAUACCAGUGCAUUUAUUGUUUUAUGUGCAUUUGUUACAUCCGCAAAUGUUUCCAAUAUUAAAAACAUUCAGAGAAAAACAUGCCAUGGAAGCUUGGCUGAGAAGAAAAUAUUUGUGCAUUUUGUUCUUGUUUUCCUUUAGAAAAAUGCGCCUAUUUCAUAUUACUUUCGUGUUAUUUUCAUUUUCAAACCUUUUGUCGUUUCUGAUUCAUCUGACUAGUUAGAAGUAGGCUGUUUGUGGUCAGUAAGGAGGGAGGCGAAAUGAGCACAUUGUUAUCUUCUCUGUUAGCGCUGUAUGUACAUGUCCUAUGGCUUCAGGUGUGCUCGUAGUACAAGCACCUGGGGCCGAUUCCACAAAGCCAUUUCUGACUAAGUCAAAAUUUAGAAAAAUUUACGAUGCUUAGUUUUUGGUACUGGAAGUUGAAAUUUGGGUACAUUUGUGUUAAGAUAACAUUGAUGAAGGGUACAAAAUGUUAAUUACUAAAACCCCAAAAUAAGCUUUGAGAUCGUAUUUUAAAUUUUGACUUAAGUCAGAAAUGUCUUCGUGUGGUCGUCCCCUGCUACUGGACCAGUGGAGUGCAAAUACUUGUAUGUUGUUAUCAGGUAAUACAAUCUUUAAUUUUGUGUAAUCUGUAUGAAAAAACGCGACUACAUUAUGGACGAAUAUUAUAAACGAAUAUAAUAUUCUAACUUUUUAACUUCAAUUUUAAUUUUCUUCCUAAUAUGUAUACAUCUAUAUGUACACUAAUUUUGUAGUCGCAGUGAACGUAUGUCAGCUGGUAGUGUCGCGCAUACUUGAUUUUCAGUCCUCAUUAUAAUUUCCAUGGAUAUCUACUUGUGUUUAAAAACAAUUUUACUGCAAACAGGUAAAGUACAUCAAAGUAAUAGCUACUGUUGUGGCGUGUUUGCCCUUGUCAGUCUGAAGGCGUGGACAAGUUUAGCGGUGUGCUCGAGAAAUAAAUCUACGCAAAAAUGUUGUUGUAAUUUUUCUCAAAGUGAAUAUUGAAUAAAAGCUGAAUUGUUUUUUCUUCA